AAUGGCUCCGUAGUCUUCUGGGACUUCUCCCCAAAGGUCUGCAGUCUCUGGUCAUCACCUGUACUAUGUCCGCAGUCUCUGGUCGUCUCCUGUACUGUGUCCUCAGUCUCUGGUCAUCUCCUGUACUAUGUCCGCAGUCUCUGGUCAUCUCCUGUACUAUGUCCGCAGUCUCUGGUCAUCUCCUGUACUAUGUCCACAGUCUCUGGUCAUCUCCUGUAGUAUGUCCGCAGUCUCUGGUCAUCUCCUGUAGUAUGUCCGCAGUCUCUAGUCAUCUCCUGUACUAUGUCUGCAGUCUCUGGUCAUCUCCUGUACUAUGUCUGCAGUCUCUGGUCAUCUCCUGUAGUAUGUCCGCAGUCUCUGGUCAUCUCCUGUAGUAUGUCUGCAGUCAGUCUCUGGUCAUCUCCUGUACUAUGUCUGCAGUCUCUGGUCAUCUCCUGUACUAUGUCUGCAGUCUCUGGUCAUCUCCUGUACUAUGUCUGCAGUCUCUGGUCAUCUCCUGUACUAUGUCUGCAGUCUCUCGUCAUCUCCUGUACUAUGUCUGCA
Messenger RNA from Staurois parvus, 543 nucleotides. The record is from the annotation of a GenBank genome assembly. Lineage: Eukaryota; Metazoa; Chordata; Amphibia; Anura; Ranidae.